Molecule: messenger RNA, 1326 nt
Organism: Aegilops tauschii subsp. strangulata
Lineage: Eukaryota; Viridiplantae; Streptophyta; Magnoliopsida; Poales; Poaceae
Source: RefSeq, a predicted model, not a curated record
AUGACAGAGGGCGAAGCUCAUGGCCCGGCAACAGCCGUUGCCGGGGAAACAGAGGUUCCUGCCCGGCAUACUUCUCCUGCCCCUCAAACCAAGGAGCUAGAGCUGCUGGAAGUGGUGGCUGAUAUAGGAAGGGCUGUCGCAGAUGAGGCCGUAGAAAUUGCUGCCGCUGAGGGACAGGAUCUCGCUGCCGGGGAUGCACAGGGCUCCUUGGCGGUGACAGAGCAUUCUUCGGAGGAUGUCCCGGUAGGGGAAGUGGCCGUCGAGGCGCUCAAUGAGCAGCGCGAGUCCGCCAACAAGGUGGACCAGAAGCUGAAGCAUAAGUGUCUGGAGUUGCGCGAGUGGAACGACAAGCAGUUCAGGGUGCUCAUGAGGCAGGAAGAGACGCUCCUGAUGACGAGAGAAGACGUCAUGGCUCGGGAGGCGCUUCUGGAAGACCACAAGGCAUCUCUGGAUGCCAGAGAGCGAGAGAUCGCCCUCCAGGAGGAGAAACUCGAAGCUACUCUCCGCUCCAAGGAUGAGGAACUGGAGGUCCUUGUGCGAGAGCGCACCAAGGAACUGGAGGACAAGCACGGAGCCGCCCUGGACGCCCUCAUCGCUGACCAUGCUGCUCAGCUGAAGAAGCUUACUGAGGAACUGGAUGCCGCAUCUGCCGCCAAGACUGACCUUGACUGGCAGGUGGCUAAGCUGAAUGAGGAUCUCGCCAGGGGCGCCAAGGAGGUCGAAGCACUUAAAGAGGGGUCACGGCAGCCGAAGAUCCAGUUGGCUGAUGUGCAGUCGCGGCUCUCCUCCAAGACCCAGAGCCUUGAGACUGCCAACAGCAAUGUCCUGGACAUGAAGCCAAGGAUCGGCAUGUUGGAGCAUUUGGCGGAGUCCCGCCAGCAGUUGUUGUCCAAGGAUUUAGACACCGCCAAGCAUCUCCGGCAGGAUGCAGAGGACAGGCUGAAGCAUCAGGUCGCUCUAAGUAACCUCUGGAUCAAGAUCCUGAUCGACAUGGCCGAGCGUCUUGGUGCUCAGGCUGCGGUGAUGGGCAUGGACGGCCCAGUCUUCUCGGUUAGCAAGCAAGAGGUCCCAAGCGUCAAGCUGGGACUAUUCUUCAAUGGGAUGAUCGAGAAGCUAAAAGUGCCUGAAGAGGUGAGGGCCGAGCGCUUUGCGACCGAGACCCGGAAGCAUGCCCGUCAUGCCCUCUUCAUGGUCUUGAGCAAUAUCGCCUGCCGCCAUCCGGAACUCGACCUUGACGACGGAUUCAAGAAGCUGCUAGCGGGUGCCGACAUCACGGCAGCCAAGGAGAAAGUGGCACCACGGGCCAACAGGGUUCUCCAUGUUUGA